Messenger RNA from Vigna unguiculata (cowpea), 1255 nucleotides. RefSeq names its product WUSCHEL-related homeobox 13-like. The record is from RefSeq and is a predicted model, not a curated record. Gene Ontology annotation, molecular function: DNA-binding transcription factor activity; DNA binding. Lineage: Eukaryota; Viridiplantae; Streptophyta; Magnoliopsida; Fabales; Fabaceae.
UCAAGUUUCUCGUUUAAAAUGUCUGUGUCUUUUGUCUGUUUCUCUCACUUUCUCCUUUUCUGACAACCUUUGUGGACUUCUCUUUCUCAUUCUCUCUCUUCAUCAAAUCAACAACAUCAUCAUAAUUCAGACCACAAUCAUCGUCACAGAGAGACAAAGAAGACAGAAGAAAAGAAAUGGUGAACGUGGUGGAAUUGCAGAAACAGCUGCAGAGGUGGCAGCAGCAGACUGGGAACAACAACAAUGUCAAUGUCGACGCCAACGGAGAACUCAUGUAUGUCAAAGUCAUGACCGAUGAACAGUUGGAAACUCUGAGGAAACAAAUUGCUGUCUAUGCCACCAUUUGUGACCAACUCAUCGAGAUGCACAGAACACUCUCAGCUCAGCAGGAUCUUGCAGGGGCUAGAUUGGGAAACCUGUACUGUGAUCCAUUGAUGACAUCUGGUGGACACAAAAUAACAUCAAGACAAAGGUGGACACCUACACCAGUGCAGCUUCAGAUUCUGGAACGCAUAUUUGAUCAGGGAAAUGGAACUCCAAGCAAGGAAAAAAUCAAAGAGAUAACUGCUGAACUGGGCCAGCAUGGUCAAAUUUCUGAAACAAAUGUGUACAAUUGGUUUCAGAAUAGGCGUGCUCGAUCCAAAAGAAAACUGCAAAAUGUGGCUCCUACCAACACUGAAUCAGAAGUGGACACCGAGGUUGAUUCUAAGGAUAAGAAGACAAAACCUGAUGAGUUUCUGUCUCAACAUAACAUAACAACAACUUCUUCUGGAGGAGCUGAAAAACUGUGCUUUCAGAGCCCUCAGGUGUACUCUGAGUUGCAGUACUUGAACAAUGAUUCCAACAAGCCCUAUUCCAUGUUUCCAUCAGAUGCCAGUUUGAAAUCCACAAGAAAUUUGUCUGUUUUUAACCAGGUGCUGUCAAAUUCAAGGAAUGAGUAUGCAGGUGGAAAAAUGGAAGUUGGUGGAUCAGUGAGCUAUAAUUUAUUCCACCAAACAGGAGACUGUAAUCUUGGAGGUUGAUUUUUAGUGUGAUAUCUGCAAAGAAUUGUGAGUGUGUUGUUUGGAGUUGUGUUCAUGAGUUCAUCACAAACUGGAACUCAAUGUAGUAAUGUUCAUCACAGAAUAGCAUAAAAAUGUUGUGUAGUUGCCUUCUUUGUAGCUACUUCACCCUUUUCUACUGUCACAACUUCUACCUAUAAUGCAUGAUCAUUUUUGUACCAUUAAGUAUGUUUAAUCUAAUACUUGUUCUUUCA